Messenger RNA from Anopheles maculipalpis, 507 nucleotides. RefSeq names its product mitochondrial fission 1 protein (gene Fis1). Gene Ontology annotation, biological process: autophagy of mitochondrion; mitochondrial fragmentation involved in apoptotic process; peroxisome fission. The transcript has 3 exons. The coding region runs from base 7 to 453 and encodes 148 amino acids. Gene Ontology annotation, cellular component: peroxisomal membrane; mitochondrial outer membrane. The record is from RefSeq and is a predicted model, not a curated record. Gene Ontology annotation, molecular function: protein binding. Lineage: Eukaryota; Metazoa; Arthropoda; Insecta; Diptera; Culicidae.
ACCAUCAUGGAGGAAAUACUAAACGAUUCCGUUGUGUCUGAAGAGCUGGCGAAAUUUGAGAAAAAGUACAACCAAGAGUUACGGGACGGUGCCGUCUCAACCACAACACAGUUCGAAUAUGCGUACUGCAUGGUGCGGAGUGACUUUUCCAGCGAUAUGAAAACGGGACUGGUGCUGUUAGAAGAUCUGUUCGUCAAACACCCUGAAGGACGUCGCGAUUACCUUUACUAUAUGGCAAUCGGACAUACGCGGCUAAAGGAGUACUCAGAGGCGCUCAAGCACGCACAGGCCUUUCUGGAAAUUGAACCAAACAAUCAGCAGGUGAUAGCGCUGGAAGAAUUAAUUAAGAAGCGCAUGGACAUCGAAGGAAUUAAGGGUGUUGCUAAAGCGACCGGUGCGGUGCUCGUGUUCGGUGGCAUUGUAGGGCUCGGUUUGGCACUGCUGAAGAAAUGAAAAUCACCUCGCUAAGCCCCGCAGCGUAUGGUACACCGUUCGCUGUAGGGCUUA